AUGUUAUCCGCAUUCACCGCGCGGCCGCUGGUCGAGCUCAAGCUGCGCGACAAAUCCAAAAUCGAAUCCGUCCUCGCAUACGGCGACCGCCUCCUCGCCGGCCUCAACAACGGCAGCCUCCGCAUCUACCGCGUAACAGACGAUGGCAAGACCGAGUUACUACGAGAGGUGGAAAAAUUCGCCCGGUACAAGAUUGAGCAGCUUGCACUCGUGAAGGAGGCUAAGGUACUGGUCUCGCUGUCGGGUGGAUAUGUCAGUUUGCAUGAUUCACAGACGUACGAGUUGCAGGAGCAGUUGACUGCGACGAAAGGCGCUUCUACGUUUGCAAUUACGUCUAAUGUUGUGAAUGAUCCUGACACUAAUGUUCCGGCGAUCGUGUCGCGGGUUUCGGUCGCUGUGAAGAGGAAGAUUUUGAUGUGGGUUUGGCGCGAUAUGGAGCUGGAGCCGGAUACUAUGGAAUUGAGUCUGGCUAGCGCUAUCAAGACGUUGACUUGGGUUUCUGCGACAAGGAUGGUUGUCGGACUGGGUUCGAGCUUUGUCAUGGCUGAUAUUGAGUCGGGCCAAGUCACGGAGUUACCGGGGCCGGGCAGCAUGGAAGAGACUGGACGGUUUGGAGGUGUCGGUGCUGCGAGUAUGAGCUACAUUGGUAUGGGGGGUAUGGUGCCGCGACCAUUGGCUACGAGGCUGCUGGAAGGUCAGAUCUUGCUGGCCAAAGAUAUCAAUACCCAUUUUAUCGAUGUGGAGGGACAAGCGCUGGGCCGGCGGCAGAUCCCAUGGAGCCAUGCGCCAGUGGAGAUUGGGUACUCAUAUCCAUUUUUACUGGCACUCCAUGAUACAGCGAAGGGAGUGCUGGAGGUGCGCAACCCGGAGACUCUGUCAUUGUUGCAAUCUAUCCCGCUACCUUCGGCAAGCAUACUCCAUAUACCCCAGCCGAAUAUCAGCCUCGCGCAUGCCGGCAAAGGGUUCCUUGUCGGCAGUGAUCGAACUAUCUGGCGCAUGGAGGCCUUGAGCUACGAUACGCAGAUCGACUCUUUGAUUGAGAAGGGUUAUCUCGAUGAGGCAAUCAGUCUACUCGGCAUGCUCGAGGAUGCCCUUCUGCAAGAUAAACCCGGUCGACUACGCAAUGCACAGCUUGAGAAAGCGCAGAGCUUGUUUGCUUUGCGCAAAUAUCGCGACUCGUUGGAUUUGUUUACGGAGGUUGCUGCACCACCAGAGACGGUCAUUCGGCUGUAUCCUCGUUUGAUUGCUGGUGAUCUGUCUGCUGUCCCGGAGCAGAAUGGGCCAGAGGUGAAAGUCAACGGCAAUGGUAAUGAUAACAGUCAUGGAGAUCAGAGUGAUGGAUCAUCUGAGGCAGCACCUGAAACAGUGCCAGCGCCAGUCGGUCAGUCUCUCUACGCGCCUUCAGUUAGAUCACUCCUUCGAAGAACCGAAGAGGGAAGCGAUACUAGCAGCAUCCGUGAGGAGAAAGAUAAAGACAAAGAUCUCAAGAACUCAGUCCGUGAACUGCAGGGCUAUCUGGCAGAUGUUCGCCGACGCUUCCAGCGUUUCUUAGGCCCCGAUGGCUCACUCAAAGUACCCUUCCCGACAGACGCUACGGAUGAAGCAAGUACCUCAGUCUUGAAACUUCUCGACUUCCCAUCCGAGGAAAACUUCUUGACCACGUUACGCGACAAAGCGCGGUUGGUUGAUACAACAUUAUUCCGUGCACACAUGUAUGCAACGCCCUCGCUUGCGGGAUCCCUCUUCCGAAUUGCCAAUUUCUGUGACCCCGACGUGGUCAUGGAACGUCUUGAAGAGACAGGCAGGUACAACGAUCUAAUCGACUUCCUGUACGGCAAGAAGCUACACCAUCAAGCCUUGGAAUUGCUGCAUCGAUUCGGGCAGGAAGAAUCCGGACUCCUGGCCGGUCCAACACGUACUAUUGGUUACUUGCAAAACCUGCCACCUGAUCAGAUCGAUCUUAUCCUGGAGUUUGCUGGCUGGCCAGUCCGUGAGAACCAUGAUCUGGGCAUGGAGAUCUUCCUGGCGGAAACUGAGAAUGCCGAGACGUUACCUCGGUCGCGGGUGCUUGUCUUCUUGGAGCAGAUUGAUCCAAAACUCGCCAUUCGGUAUUUGGAGCAUGUCAUUCACGAGUGGAAUGAUAUGAGUCCGGAUCUGCAUCAGAGACUGUUGAUGUUGUACCUUGACCGGAUUAACGCUGAUAAGACGGACAUGGCAUGCAAGGAUAAGUUUUUGGCUAUGCUUAAGGAGAGUGAGCAGUAUUCUCCUGCAAAGACUUUGGAUCGCUUGAAUCGAGAGGAUCCCGAUUUCUACGAGGCAAGAGCUAUCAUUUUCAGUAAGAUGGGACAGCACCGCCAAGUGCUGGAGAUAUACGUGUUCAAACUAGAGGAUCAUGGAAAGGCAGAAGAGUACUGCAACCAAGUCCAUCUCUCCGAAGGUCCGCCUCAGUCCGAAGAAGAGGAAGAAACCUCCAUCUACCUGACCUUGCUUUCUCUUUACCUCGCACCACCACACGGAUACCAAGCCCAGAAUGGUCCGGCACUGACCAUCCUCGCGAAACACGGGUCUCGGCUGCCGGCAGAGGCAGCGUUGAAACUAAUCCCCGCAACGCUACCAGUGCGCGACCUCGAAUUCUAUUUCAAGGGCAGGAUGCGAGCAGCCAAUUCGGUCUUCAAUGAAGCCCGGAUCGUGGCCAGCCUGCGCAAGGCUCGCGAUAUGCAGGUGCAGGCCCAGCUUGCCCUGGGCGAAGGCGUUUGCGGCGGCGGAACUCGAGCUCGCCAUGUCACCGUCACCGAAGAGCGAAUUUGUGGCGUGUGUCACAAGCGAUUGGGAGGGAGUGUGAUCAAUGUGUUUCCCGACAACACCGUCGUCCAUCUGGGCUGUGCGAAUCGCAUGUCCAGCAUCCGCUCCGGGUAG
This is a messenger RNA of Penicillium subrubescens, 2916 nucleotides long. Its product is annotated as putative vacuolar morphogenesis protein AvaB. Gene Ontology annotation, cellular component: fungal-type vacuole membrane; cytoplasm. NCBI's taxonomy places the organism in Eukaryota, Fungi, Ascomycota, Eurotiomycetes, Eurotiales, Aspergillaceae. The transcript has 5 exons. The coding region runs from base 1 to 2916 and encodes 971 amino acids. Gene Ontology annotation, biological process: autophagy; intracellular protein transport; vesicle-mediated transport. The record is from RefSeq and is a predicted model, not a curated record.